Messenger RNA from Cyclopterus lumpus (lumpfish), 4986 nucleotides. It is a transcript of the gene tm9sf4, whose product is annotated as transmembrane 9 superfamily protein member 4. The coding region runs from base 50 to 1984 and encodes 644 amino acids. The transcript has 18 exons. Gene Ontology annotation, biological process: protein localization to membrane. NCBI's taxonomy places the organism in Eukaryota, Metazoa, Chordata, Actinopteri, Perciformes, Cyclopteridae. Gene Ontology annotation, cellular component: membrane. The record is from RefSeq and is a predicted model, not a curated record.
AAAAAAUCACAGAGCACUUCCGCAACGUCACUAAUGACACGUAUUCAAAAUGGCGGCCGCGGCUAUGGAGACGUGGUUGGCCUUGCUGCUGUUGUCCUUGUCGCCCAUUGUCCGGCCCUUCUAUGUUCCCGGCGUCGCUCCCCGGGACUUCCACGAGGGGGACACGGUAGAUCUUAAGGCAGUGAAGCUGACCAGUUCUCGCACGCAGCUUCCUUAUGAGUACUACUCCCUACCUUUCUGUAAGCCAGACUCUGUCUUCUACAAGGGAGAGAACCUGGGUGAGGUAUUACGUGGGGACCGUAUUGUGAACACCCUCUACAAUGUCGAGAUGAACAAGGAUAGGAAAUGUGAGAUGGUAUGCAACAAGAAAAAGCUCAGCAUAGAAGAGAGCAAGCUGGUGGCUGAGCGAGUCCAGGAGGAGUAUUAUGUGCACCUUAUUGCAGAUAACCUGCCAGUUGCCACCCGGUUGGAGUUCUACCCCAACAGAGAGGCAGCAGUGGAGGAGGAGCAGAAGAAGGACGCGUCGAAAGACGUCCAGUUUGAGCACGGCUACCGGCUGGGCUUCGUCGACGGCAACAAGUUUUAUCUGCACAACCACCUGUCCUUCAUCCUGUACUUCCACAGAGAGCAGCUGGAGCAAGGGGAAGUCCACAACUACAGGGUCGUGCGAUUUGAGGUCAUACCCCAAAGUGUAAAAGUCGAGGAUCUGAAGGCCGUGGAAAAGGACCGGACGUGCACCUUGCCUGAGGCCAGUGGCUCUGCCCCACAAGAGAUUGACCCGACCAGGGAGAACGAGGUCCUCUUCACCUACUCGGUCCACUGGGAGGAGAGCGAGGUGAAGUGGGCGUCUCGAUGGGACACUUACCUGACCAUGAGCGAUGUCCAAAUCCACUGGUUCUCCAUCGUCAACUCCGUGGUGGUCGUGUUCUUCCUGUCCGGUAUUCUGAGUAUGAUCAUCAUCAGGACCUUGAGGAAGGACAUCGCUAACUACAACAGAGAGGAUGACAUCGAGGACACCAUGGAGGAGUCGGGGUGGAAGAAUGUCCACGGAGACGUGUUCAGGCCUCCUCAGUAUCCCAUGAUCCUCAGCUCUCUGCUGGGCUCGGGGAUCCAGCUCUUCUGCAUGAUCCUCAUUGUCAUAUUUGUUGCCAUGUUGGGCAUGCUGUCUCCAUCCAGUAGAGGAGCCUUGAUGACCACUGCUUGCUUUCUCUUCAUGUUCAUGGGCGUAUUCGGCGGCUACUUCGCCGGCCGACUCUACCGCACACUGAAGGGCCACCGGUGGAGGAAAGGAGCAUUUUGCACGGCAACUUUGUAUCCCGCCGUGGUGUUUGGAAUCGGCUUCAUCCUCAACUGUUUCAUCUGGGGAGAACACUCCUCUGGGGCGGUCCCCUUCACCACAAUGCUGGCCCUGCUGUGUAUGUGGUUCGGCAUCUCCAUGCCCCUGGUCUACCUGGGCUACUACUUUGGCUUCCGCAAACAGCCGUACGAUAACCCCGUGCGCACCAACCAGAUCCCCCGGCAGGUCCCGGAGCAGCGCUGGUACAUGAACAAGUUUGUCGGAAUCCUGAUGGCUGGCAUUCUGCCGUUUGGGGCCAUGUUCAUCGAGCUCUUCUUCAUUUUCAGCGCCAUCUGGGAGAAUCAGUUCUAUUACCUCUUUGGCUUCCUGUUCCUGGUCUUCAUCAUCUUGGUGGUGUCCUGCUCUCAGAUCAGCAUCGUCAUGGUUUAUUUCCAGCUUUGUGCUGAGGACUACCGGUGGUGGUGGAGAACCUUCCUGGUGUCGGGAGGCUCGGCGUUCUACGUCCUCAUUUACGCCGUCUUCUACUUCAUCAACAAGCUGGACAUCGUGGAGUUCAUCCCGUCCCUCUUGUACUUCGGCUACACGGCCCUGAUGGUGCUGUCCUUCUGGCUGCUAACGGGCACGAUCGGCUUCUACGCAGCGUACAUGUUCAUCAGGAAAAUCUACGCUGCAGUCAAGAUAGACUGAAGUGCCACCGUUGCUGCUGGUCUCUUUUUUUUUUUUUUUUUUUCUUCUUUUUCUUUAAAUGGUCACUUUUUUUAGUUUUUUUUUUAUGUAUAUAUUUUUUAUUCUUCAUGUCCAACAAGCACUGACUUGUGUGUGGAGGGAACGUGAGGGGGGGGGGCUUUUUUAUGGCGCAAGAGCCCCACCCACUGGCCUCUUGGGGAAGAACAGCAUGGUGGCAGAGCUAAGCCAACUGUCUCUGUCCCUCCCUCUCCCUCUCCCUCUCCCUCUCUUCUUCUACUCUCCCCCCCCCCCCCGCCCCCGCCCCCCAUCCCGACGGUUAUCCUCCGAUUGGAGACGGUUAAUAUCUCCGGCUGCUUCGCCUCGCACACAACACAGUGGGCCAAAGCUCGUCAGACGAUGGUUUCUGCACAUUUCUGUUUUGUCUUUUCAUUUGUGUUACAAGUCUAACUUAUCUUUCAAUCAUCUUCUACGAAGCUACUUCAUUGUCUCUGUUUUCAAACGUCACCUCGGUUCAGUAUCAGAGACCUUGGAGAUAUGGGGGGCGGGGGGACCUGGGGAGUCUAACUGUGGUUAUGGUUUUGACUUUGCUGUGUUGAACUCGUAUGGAUGGGAAUUAUGCUGGGAAGUUCUGCAUUGUAACACAAGAACCGAUCAAUUAAAUGUUCUAUUAGUUUUACUCCAGUUUCCAUAUCCUGGUGUUUGCUGACCACAACGUCUCCUUCCCGAAACAACGGCUCUCUAAUGUAAAAGUCCAACUGUUGGUCCAUUUGCUCUCGAUGAUGCAGAGCGGCUCUGAACGGGACUCUGAACCCGGGGCCCUCGAGCAGCGGACUGGUGGGUGAAGCCACUGGAGUUGGAGAAAUGACCAGUGGGAGUAACUUUUUUGUUUUUGUUGUGUUUUUCAAAAUCCACAACCCACAUAUGUGUUUAAAGCUUUUCCAGCAGAAGCGUACGUGAACCAGUACGUGAACCAGUACAUGAACCAGUGUAGCCGUAGCAGUGCUGGGUGCCUGCUGAACUAUGCAGCAAUGGAAAGAAAGCGGUUGGGGAAAAGUUGUUUCAAAGGACCAUUUCUGUUGAGACGUGAUGCCUCAUUUCUUUUAAGUUUGAAUCUAAUGCGUGAUAUGUUUCUUGUGUAUAAUAUGAGAUCUUUGUGUUUCUACCGGCAGUGGUAGAUGAUUCUGACGGUUCUUGGGUGUCAUGGGUUGCAGAGCAUUGAAAUAUAAUCCAGUUUUCUUAAUAGAUCUGUAUAGUAAUAAUGUAUUCUUGGAUUACAGCUCAUGUUUAAAUAUGUUCCCCUUUUCAAAUGACAUUUUUGGUUUGAUAAAAUAGUAAUGUGUCUGCUAAAAACCUUCAAAUUGCAUUUAGAGCAUGGGUGGAACCUGGUUAAAUGUGUUUGACAAGCAAUUUAAGUUAAGGGCUUCCCGUAGACGACCAACAUAUUUUAAUGUAGCUAAAUCUAACAAUAUAUCUAAAUAACAUUGUUUAAUAAUCAUGACAAAGGAAUAGUUUGACAUUCUAGGAAACACACAAGCAAUCCUCACCGCGUAAUGGUCCAUUGGGUUGGUCUGUGCAAGCGUCUCACUACACCCGUUGUUCCAUUUGUUGGACGGCGCCCCCCAGUGGCUGUAACAGUUAUGACGAGCAGACGAGGCAUUCCGCUGAUGUGUAGUCCACAAAAGGAGUUUGUCGUAGUUUGAUGGGUCAAACACGCAGGACUUUCACCCAGGAGAUCUGUGUUCGUGUCCCACGUGACAACCAUAUCAACUCUUUUAGUUAUUCCAAGUUGCAGACAGAAACUACGUCACAUACUUAUUUCAUCCCAAAGCAUGAUCUUUUCUUAACCCUAACCAAAUAGUUUUGUGAGUCGUUAGUUUGUAAGUAGUUCGGUUCCCCAACGUCUUUUAUAACUGCGACCGCCUCGCGAUGUGUGUCGUUUAUGGGUUGAAUGGGUUUAUGGUUUUAUGGGUCGGUGGCAAACGACCUCGUCGGUGCAGGUGUGAGGACGUGUUGGAAAUACACAUAUUGGCUUUCCGUCCACGAGUUAUGAGAAGAUUGAUACCGCUGUCGUUUAUGAUAACUAGCAGCUUAGCUUCAACACAGAGUGCGAUCCAGCCCAAAGGCAACCGCAUCUUGCCAGUGGAGCUGUGUUCCGUCUUGAUGCUAAGCUACGCUAACCGGCUGCUGGGGGUCACUUCAUAUUUGCCAUCUAACUUGGGAAAGGGAAUGAAUAUGCCAAAGUAUUCCUUUAAACACAACAUAGGCUGGUCAACGGGGGCCUAACCCGACUAUAAAGACCUCUCAAGCACAGAACUGCUCUCCACCAGCGGAGCACUGCUCCAGUAUCGCAGUACAGUGAACGGUGGAUUUGAGUCCCAAAGAGAAUAUUUUAAAGACUGAACUCCCAACGAGCCGAGAUGAAACAUUUUCAUUAAAUAUGCAGGACAUUCUUGGCUCUUCGGUUUGAAUAUUUAUUGCAGUCCGUCACGGUCUUUGAUCGACCCCGGAUCUCCAGGGGGGCUGGAUGUCAUCAAGCCAACACAACAUCGGCAUCGUGUAUUGUGUAUUGACCAUUCCACUUUUAAUUUAUUUCCCAUCAGACACUCGGAUGCCAUCAGCUGUUUACUGUACUGCCCUCUGUAUCACGUCAAAGAGUUGCAGAGGCCCUGACACCGAGACCCCUCUCCUGCUGUUGGGCGUGCACAUGAUUUUUUUUUCUACACUGACUUUUAAAAAGGCCCAGGUCAUGCAUGCGUAUGUAUGAUCGAGAGGUUUACAAUGUAAAUAAUAAAAGAGGGGAAAAAGGAGACUGCUUUGUAUCUGUUGCGUUUCGCUGUUUUGUGGCGCUCUCUGUAAUGAUCCCGUCAUCGGUUUAGCCAAAAGCAUGAUGCUCAUGAUGACUGAGAGGAACUUGUUUCUGUUACUUUUCUCUUUGUUUCUUUUACAGAAUGUCCAAUUACAACAUGUACAAUGACACAACAAUAAAGUGAAUAUGAAAAUCA